This is a messenger RNA of Orbicella faveolata, 6403 nucleotides long. RefSeq names its product potassium channel subfamily T member 1-like. Gene Ontology annotation, biological process: potassium ion transmembrane transport. Lineage: Eukaryota; Metazoa; Cnidaria; Anthozoa; Scleractinia; Merulinidae. Gene Ontology annotation, molecular function: outward rectifier potassium channel activity; intracellular sodium-activated potassium channel activity. The record is from RefSeq and is a predicted model, not a curated record. Gene Ontology annotation, cellular component: plasma membrane.
UAAACUAAUUUUCAAAAGAAAUUAUUCAAUUUAUGCGAAUGAGUAAAGAGUUUUUGUGAGCAGCCAGUUUAAAAUACGUCGCCGAUCAUAGUAAGCCCUGACUCCCGCGUUGGAAGUGGUACAACCUUCAAGUGCAUUCGCAUCAAUCAGAUUUUAUGACGGUUUAGGAGGAAACGGCACUUGAGCUAGCUCAUUUAUAUUUAUUGCUAAGAAAACACUGAUUCUGAGUCGGUAAAAAGGGGCCUUGAAUUGGGCAAGCAGGUCAAAAUGUCAAACAAGUAAGUAAACAUCAUUUCAAUGUCUUAUUAACGAUAUAAUUCUUUUUAGACGUUAGGUUGAAAAUUACACCGUCUGCACAGCAAUUCGAACUUUACAACAUAAUGAAGGUUGUACAUGGUGUCCUUGAGAUAAAAGCUUCACGACGAUGUAAAAGCCAUUUUCCUGCGCCAUAUAAAUAAAGAUUAUGAUUUGAGGCAAUUAUUUUUUAGCAAUUAUGCGAGUGUGUAUAUUUUAGGUAUGAGUGAACAGCUGCUAAGAGAAGUAUACAAUUAGGAUUUUCCGCCACUCCUUAAAACCCCUUUGCCUUAAGUUUACUUUCAUUGUAUCCAUCCGGUUUUUUUUCACAUGAAGAUAUUGCGCAUUCAAUAUUGGCGACAAAAGGAUAUUUCACAAGAGAAUACUCGGAGUUUACCCUAUUUUUUUAAAUUUUAAUUGGGGGUAUUAGAAGUGAACUCGAAACCCCCAAACGACAUUUAUGUAAUCAAACGAUAAUUUGGGCUGAUGGUUCAUGUAUGGCACCGCCUAAUAACUUGAGAAGAAAACAAGUCCGAGGGUCAAGGACCGAAAACAUCACAAGACAACAUGCAUAAAUUGAAAACAUUCGCUACAUUAAUUCGUAAACAGCUGUUGAUUUUGGAGCAUGCGUUGUAAGCGUUGUGGAUAAACACUUUAAAGUUUGGUGAGGAACAUUUAAACGGACACAGUUUCACCGUGAUGUGUUCUCCGCGACAAUAAAUGGCUUCCACAUCUGCGGAGACUGCUCGUCAAGCGCGAUCCCAAAGUGAAUCUGCCGCGCCAAGAAGAUCCAUUUUCCGCGACUUACUCACUCCCGCCGACAGCGAAACAAGGUAUCGACUGAGGGAUCUUCUUUCGUCAGACAAAAGCGAGGACAAGGAAAGGGUGCGUGUUGAACAUUAUGUUCACGACAAGUCAUUUAAAGAGAGAGUUAAAUUCUAUUUUGUAACUGAUCAAAGAUCUAGUAUAAGAUGGCAGAUAUUUCGUUUCACUCUGAAGAUAGUGUCAUGUGUACUGUAUGUUGUUCGUAGUAUCCAAGACACAGAACCUAACUUAGCAGGCGGUUUUGGAUGUCCUGAAAAUAGAACAGCUAACCCAGAGUGGUCUUGUCCUGAAUACAAAAAUGAAGACUUUUUUUGGUGGUCAUUGUUGUGGGUUCACAGACCUUUUGAAAUAUGGAUUGUACAAACAAUCAUUGCAGUUUAUAGUAUGCUGGAUGCAAUUCUCCUUGGUUACUUAACUUACAAGGGAGGCUCAGUCCUUAAUCAAAUUGUAAAUGGCCGUCUCAUUGCAGAGGUUUUUCUAGGGUUACCUUUUUUAGUAUCUAUAUUUUAUCUUCGACUUAGAAAUUUGUGGCUCCCUUUGUUUCUCAAUUGCUGGCUUGCUAAGAGUGCAUUAGAUACAAUGCUUAAUGAUCUUCACAGACUUGUCCUCCGCCAGCAGUCUGCAUUAUCACAGAAAGUUCUUAGAGUGAUUGCAACGGUCCUCUGCAUCAUUUUUACUGGAGUAUGUGGCAUCCAUCACCUUGAGAGACCUGCUUCAAAGUGGAAUUUACAAGUGUGUCUUUGGUUUGUGGUAGUGACUUUCAGCACAGUUGGAUAUGGUGAAUAUACUCCAAAUGACUGGCCAGCACAGACAUUUGUUAUGAUCAUGAUAGCCUUUGCUCUCAUUCUACUUCCUGUUGAGUUAGAGCAGCUGGCUUUCUUAUUGGUAACUCGUCAAAAGGAAGGUGGCGCAUUCAAUCGCAUGCUGGCUGGCUCUGACAAACAUGUGGUUUUAUGUGCAACAACCCUGAGACCAACUAUGCUGAUUGACUUCUUGAAUGAGUUCUAUGCUGAUGGUAGAUUACAGGACGUUCAUGUGGUUCUUCUUUGCCCUUCGGAUCUUGACAGCACUUUGAGAAUCUUGUUACAGGUACCACUGUGGUCUCAGAGAGUAACAUACUUAAAAGGAUCGGCCCUUAUUGAUGAAGACCUGAUAAGAGCCAGGGUUGAGGAUGCUGAGGGAUGCUUUAUACUCACAGACAGAUAUGCAGACGACAGGGAGGCAGCUGACAAGCACACCAUUUUGAGGACCUGGGCCAUCCAAGACUUUGCACCAGCCACACCUCUAUAUGUGCAGAUCCUUAAGCCAGAGAACAAGUUCCAUGUUAGCUUUGCAGAGCAUGUAGUCUGCGAGGAUGAGGUCAAACAUGCACUGUUGGCUAGUAACUGUGUAUGUCCAGGAAUCUCAACUUUUUUCACUCUUCUUCUCCACACUCUUCAUGAGCAGAGUGGAUCAGAGGAUUGGCAUGAUAUUUAUGGCAAGUGUGCAGGAAAUGAAAUAUAUGACAUUCAGUUAGGUAAAAGUGAGAUCUUCAGACCACAUGCUUACAAGACAUUCGCAUAUGCUGCCUUCCAUGCACACAAGAAGUAUGGAGUGACACUCUUUGCAGUUCGUCCAGUGGGGAAAAAUAAACGCAUUAUGUUAAACCCUGGGCCCUCACAUGUGAUGAACUAUGAGGAUCGUUGCUUCUACAUUGCAAUCUCAAGUGAAGAAGACACUGCAUUCAAAGCCUACAAGGAGCCAAAAGAGCCAGUUGGCUUGUUUAAGGGUAGCUUUCGUCAAAAAAAUGACUCCUUUAUCACUGCAAGCUCUGUAGCUCUUGAACUAAGACCUGAACCAGUUGGCCUCAGGUACUUAGAUGAAGCUCCUGCAAAUGGUGUUGGACACACAACCUCUCAUGAAAAAGUCAUGCCUUCCUCAACUCUCAAACCAGGGCGUGAUCAGGGAUCUCCUGAGAGGAAAGUUUCGAGAGGGACUAAGGAAGUUAAUUUUGAUAUAGCGGAUUCUAGACGAUCGUCAAACUCCGUGUAUGUACCCAAUGAAUCAGAUUCUGAGGAAGGAGAAGCUUCUGAACAAGAGCUCGAUUUUCUUGAUGACACAAGUAGAAUUCCUAAUUACGUGGUAGGAGUCCCACCAUGCUCAUUGUAUAUUGGGCGCACACCUAUAAGAUGCCACCUCCUGAAGACUCCUAAAAAGUGUUGUUGUUUGGGACUUAGGAAUGAGGCCUGUUUAGACAGAGAUCUAAAUGACAGUGCAAGAUUACACCAGAGGCAGCAUGGAGCUAUCAUUGUGGCAUCUCCUGUAGCAGAAGCUGGAUUGUACAACUUUAUUCUUCCUUUGAGAGCUUACCAGCGCCCUAAGUGCACCCUUAAACCUAUUGUGCUGCUUCUAAAAGAAGAACCCAAUGAAGAUUUCUUGAUGGCAGUUUGCCACUUUCCCAUGGUGUAUUAUAUGAUAGGAACUAUAAACAGUCUAGAUGAUCUUCUCAAAGCUGGUUGUCUACAUGCUGACAGCAUAGUGGUGGUAGGCCAUCGGUGUCAUGGUCAGAUGUAUGAUGAAGAACACAUGGCAGAUGCUAGCACCAUAGUAGAUGUACAGAGUAUCUACAGAUGCUUUCCAAGAGCGACUCUGAUUGUGGAGCUGACACAUGCCUCCAACAUGCGCUUUAUGAAGUUUAAUGCUGACAUGGCUCUUCCUCCUGGACUACAAAGUGAAUCAUUGGCCAGUUUUAAAACACGAAGCUUCAGAGAGAGUGUUAAGAGGAGAAUCAAACAGCAGAACAAGGACCACCUCAACUACAUGUUCCGUGAGCCUUUUGCUGCUGGUCACGUGUUCAGUAUGAGCAUGCUUGAUACUCUGCUCUAUCAGGCAUUUGUAAAGGAGUACAUGAUUUACCUGGUCAGACUGCUGUUAGGCUGUGAACAGUCUCCAGGAUCAGGAUAUCUCUCUUCACGGAAGGUAACUGAGGAUUACAUUUGGAUUGAAACUUAUGGAAGGCUUUUCCAACGACUUUGCUCAACCACUGGUGCAAUUCCUAUUGGCAUCUAUCGAUCACAUGUUCCAGAGGAGGACUUCACAGAUGCUUUUCCUAAGAGAAGAAAGAAAGAGAUUCGUGACAUCUCGGACAUCAUAGAACACAGAAUGAAAACUCUAGAUAUCAUUGGCACUCCUGACAUGACCCACAGAUCAGGCAAUUCCUAUGUGAUAGUUAACCCUAAUCCAGAAUUUGAGUUACAAGAAGGCGAUAUCAUUUACCUGAUUUGUCCAUGUAACACACACACAUCAGAUACAGAGGAAGAGCCAACUGAUCCAGACAUGAGUGAAAACUUGCCCAGUACAAAUCUGUGACAAGAUUGGUAGUAUUGAAGAGAAGAGCUGCUCUGCUGUGGGUUCCUUGAUUAAGGAUCGAAUCAUGACAAGUGCUGAUAUUCCCACCUGAAACAAUCGCUGAGAGAUGUGUGGUUGAUAAACAGCUAGAGCAACCGCAUCAAAAAACAUUUCUGUGGUCUUGCCCUCUGUUUUUGUGUAUUAAUCAGGCUGGGGAGACCGUGUUUUUGAACGAAGAUGCUUACAAUCUCCAAUGUUUGUAAUACGCUUAGAUGCAUGCGAUUGCCAAGCAAGUGUAUUCCAGAAAUGGAUUCUGAACUAUGGCAGUUUUAAUUAUAGUGUCAAGUUGACAGAGCAGAAAACAAAAUUUUAUAAAACAGAUACUGAGAUUAUGAGAGAUAUUUAAAUAGAGAUUCAGACUACUAAUUUUGUAGUUGUAAUCACAAACCUGCAGUGAAAUGAAACUACAAAAAAGUGAAGUUUUAGUGCUAUAAUAGUUGUAGUUUAAGACCAGAUUUUGUGUGCUUCACAAACAAAAAGAAUAUUGUCCAAGAAAUUAUGUGAAUUUUUUCACUUGGUAAAUAAAUGACAUUAUAGGUCAUUCUCAGUCUUGCCACAACUGUUGUCUAAUAAUUUAAGAUGUUGUUAAGAAUGUCAUCUUAAAAGCUUAUUUUAUUUAAUUCUGCUUUAUUAUUUUAAUUGUUAUGCUGUAAUGUGCUAAAUUUAGCACAUCUUGUGGGAAAUGAGCAAAGUCAUGCCACAAUGUGACAACUUAUUUGUAAUUUGCAGAGAAAUAUGACUUAGAUUUGUGGGAUUUGUCAAUUUUACUGCAAUUAUUUUUAAACUAAUUUGCUUGCUGGCAAACAUAGGUAAUGCUGUCAAAGUUUUGUCCUACCAUCAAUAGUUAAUAUUUGUUGCAUUGUGUAUAUAUUAACUGUCUGCACAUGUUAUGUGGCUAUUAAUUUUAUAUCCAGGUUACUCUGGAGCAGCUAUAUCUGUACGAAUUUAUCUUUAGAUGUGUUGAAAGAAUUAUUGUGUUGUAAAUAUGCAAUGUUUGCAAAAUGGGAGCUGUUUCCUCAGGUUGUGUCUGAAACUCAGUAAGAAAAUGAUUGUGUAGUCCUUUAUAAGAGAGUAGCAAGGGUUUUGUAGGAAAAAGGUUAGGACUAAUGUCAGAGAUAGAGGUUUUUGUGAUAGCAUGCCAAUUAAUUUCAUGUUAUUAUACCCACCUAGUGAAUGACUAAAACCUUUAAAAAAUUCUUGUUCUGCAUUUGGAAUGUUGGACUGUCCUAUAUAGGUUCAAGGCAGUAUUCAGAACAAUUUCAGGAGUCACGUUUGUCAGCACAUGGUGGUCUGCAAGUAGCUUCUAUUUGAGUUAUAAGCCUAUAAUGGUAAUUUAACACAAAAUCCAAUAGGAAAUCGAGCGAUUUCAACUUUUGUGGACAAAAACCUUGUACCAGAAUAAUUUUAAGUAUAAUAGCGUCCUUUUUGCAUUUUCUAAAAGCUAAAUAUAUCAAUAAUUAUUUGCCUGAAAUAACACCUAAAACAAUUUCCCAUGGGAAGUCGAUGAAAUAAGUUUCAAAGUUCAGUGAAAUUGUGCAAACACAGGUUUAGGUCCAGUACUGGUGUUAUUUCACCAGUACUUUCGAGUGUUUUAUAUGAACUUCACAAUUUAUUUUCAACAUUUGGUGUGGCUAGAAAUGAUUUCUUUGGAGAAGACAUUUAAAACAAUCGCGUGGAAGGUUGCAAUACAAUGUAAAUAAUGUUGGUACUAAGUUUUUGUCCAGCUGUUACUCGAGCUUCUGGUGGAUUCCCUCUUAAAUUGUGUCCAAAAUAUCCUUUUUGUUAAUGUUGUUAUAUAUCAAGAGUACACUUGACUCUCGGUUCUUGAUUAGUCACUGGUCCGCAGAAAAUGUUGUUAAGUUGUUGCUUUUGAUAAAUGUUUACAAAUUUUUAGAAU